AUGCAACAGAUCUCUCGCAAGGUCGUUCAGACCGUGCACGCUGCUGAGCAAGGCGAAGGUGUCGGCGCCAAGGUGCGCCGCGCCAUGGGCAACCGCCAGCUGCGCAACUUUAGCCCCUUUUUGAUGCUCGAUGAGUUUACGGUCGGCGAAGGCGCCGGCUUCUCGGACCACCCUCACCGUGGCCAGACGACGGUGACCUACAUGUUGGAUGGCAACAUGGAGCACGAAGACUUUGCUGGCCACCGCGGCACGAUCGGCCCCGGCGACCUGCAGUGGAUGAUGGUCGGCCGUGGUAUCAUGCACGCCGAGAUGCCCAAGCACCGUGACGAGCACGGCAACAAGCUGCCGACCCCCCACGGCCUGCAGCUCUGGAUCGACCUGCCGGUCGAGGCCAAGACCGCCGACCCCUCCUACCAGGAGUUCUCUGGCAAGAACAUCCCGUCGCAGACCCCCCGGUCGUCCGAACCGAAGGAGACCGAGGGCCACGGCUGGUCGAUGAAGGUUAUCUCUGGCACGAGCCACGGCGUCGAGUCGCCUGUGCGCCUGCCCAAGAACGGUGGAUGCUACUACAUGGACAUUACGCUGCAGCCCGGCGGCUGGAUCUUCCAAGACAUCCCCCACGGCUGGAACGCCUUCCUGUACGGCCUCAAGGGCAGUGUGAAGGUCGGCGACAAUGAAAAGCUGUACGACGCUCACCAUACCCUUGUCCUCUCGAACCCCGCGCGCAAGACGGACACGGCCGAGGAGGCCGAGCUCGUGCUGAGCAACACGGACGGUGUGCGCAUCGAGAACCCCACCGAUGCCCCCGCGCAGUAUGUGCUGAUUGCCGGCGAGCCGAUGGACCACCCCGUGGUGCAGUACGGGCCGUUUGUCAUGACCUCUCAGCGCGAGGUCUUCCAGGCGGUCGAGGACUUCCAGGCGCACCGCAACGGCUUUGAGCGUGCGGCCAACUGGCAGUCGGAGAUUGCCAAGAACUUCCGCCAUUAA
Messenger RNA from Malassezia japonica, 987 nucleotides. RefSeq lists its product as uncharacterized. Bases 1 to 987 code for a protein of 328 amino acids. The transcript has a single exon. NCBI's taxonomy places the organism in Eukaryota, Fungi, Basidiomycota, Malasseziomycetes, Malasseziales, Malasseziaceae. The record is from RefSeq and is a predicted model, not a curated record.